Saccostrea cuccullata (small rock oyster) is the source of this 3948-nucleotide messenger RNA. RefSeq lists its product as uncharacterized. Gene Ontology annotation, molecular function: calcium ion binding. Lineage: Eukaryota; Metazoa; Mollusca; Bivalvia; Ostreida; Ostreidae. The annotation marks the transcript as partial. The record is from RefSeq and is a predicted model, not a curated record. The transcript is spliced from 16 exons. Gene Ontology annotation, biological process: cell-matrix adhesion.
GGGAGUUACUUCUGUUACUGUAACCAAGGUUAUAACCUGGAUAGUGAUGGCAGGACUUGUAAUAUUAUUGUAACUACAACUGUGAGUGUAAGUACAACCCAGCAGUCUGUAGAAACUACCACAACUCAACAGCCUACAACUACCACUACAACUCAACAGCCUUCAACAACCACUACAACUCAACAGCCUACAACAACCACUACAACUCAACAGCCUACAACAACCACUACAACUCAACAGCCUACAACAACCACUACAACUCAACAGCCUACAACUACCACUACAACUCAACAGCCUACAACAACUCAACAGCCUACAACAACCACUACAACUCAACAGCCUACAACUACCACUACAACUCAACAGCCUACAACAACUCAACAGCCUACAACAACCACUACAACUCAACAGCCUACAACUACCACCACAACUCAACAGCCUACAACAACUCAACAGCCUACAACAACCUCUACAACUCAGCAGCCUACAACUACCACUACUACUCAACAGCCUACAACUACCACUACAACUCAACAGCCUACAACAACCACUACAACUCAACAGCCUACAACAACCACAACAACACAACAGCCUACAACAACAACAACUCAACAGCCUACCACUACCUCUACAACUCAACAACCUACAACAACCACUACAACUCAACAGCCUACGACUACCACUACAACUCAACAGCCUACAACAACCACUACAACUCAACAGCCCACAACAACCACUACAACUCAACAGCCUACAACAACCACUACAACUCAACAGCCUACAACUACCACCACAACUCAACAGCCUACAACUACCACUACAACUCAACAGCCUACAACAACCACUUCAACUCAACAGCCCACAACAACCACAACAACUCAACAGCCUACAACAACCACUACAACUCAACAGCCUACAACUACCACCACAACUCAACAACCUACAACAACCACCACAACUCAACAGCCUACAACUUCCACUUCAACUCAACAGCCUACAACAACCACUACAACUCAACAGCCUACAACAACUACCACAGCAACUCAACAGCCUACAACUACCACUACAACUCAACAGCCUACAACUACCACCACAACUCAACAGCCUACAACUACCACCACAACUCAACAGCCUACAACUACCACCACAACCCAGCAGCCUACAACUACCACCACAACCCAGCAGUCUACAACUACCACUACAACUCAACAGUCUACAACCACAACAAGGAGAUCCACAACUAUGACAGUUUUGACACAAAGUUCCACCCUUACCACCACAACUACAGCGCCAACUUCAACUCAGCCAUACACUGAUACAAUAUUGCUACCUUAUGGAUCAGUGUAUGGUGACUCUUUAGCCAGUACAGGAGAUGAUGCUUUACAAGCAGUUGUGUUUAACCCAAUAGGAUUCAGGUGUGGCUGUUCAAUUAGCAAACAGAUAUAUAUUUAUUCCAAUGGCUACGUAUCUGUUGGUGAGAGAUUCGAUGAUGAGAGACCAGUGCUUCUGUCUGAUACUGCAGGAUCCAUUGUAAACAAUAAAGUCCUGGCCCCUCUCUGGACAGACAUUGACCUGACCAGUGACUCACAUAUCUGGUAUCAGCUCUAUCACAAAUUUGGAGACACAGAUGUUACUAAUGUUCUUACAAGGGCUGGGGAUCUAGUUGUCAGCAAUAUAAAAGAUGCAGAAGAAGUGACUUCAUCAUUUGAUCCUAACUCGGCUCUGAUUGUCACCUGGGAGAAUGUAGUGCCCUCUCCAAGCUCCCUGUAUCCAACAAAGAAUGCCACCUUCCAGUUGGUUGUUGUCAGUGAUGGUGUGGCUACAUAUGCUUCCUUCUUACUCCACUCUGUUAACUGGGACACCACCAAACCAGCAGUGAUGGGGUACCGGUGUGGGGCCACCCUGUCUGAUACCUACACCCACCCCGCCUCCUUCUCCAGGCAGAUCUACCCAACAGUCAUAGAACAGGGAUACAACAGGAACAAUGUGAGUGGGAUGUGGCUCUACAGACUGGACACCUGUCCUCAGUCAGAAGAGAAUUACCGAGCUCAGUGUUACUCCUGGCUGUCAUCAGAUGGGGCGACACAACAGAGUCUGGUGACACAGGCCGACUCGGUCCUCCCCCCGUGUCCCUGUAACACCGUACAGGCUGAUCUGGACUCAGACUUUAUCCAGUCCAGGACCGAGUCCAACUGUUACUUUGUACAGACCUCUCCAGUAAACACCACCUACACUAGGAAAUGCUGUUACUCCUCCCUGGGAUCUCUUCUGUUUUCCUCCCUGGGAGCUGGCUAUGUGUUCCUGUACAACCCCCUGACUCUCCCUACUGAGGCUGUGGACACUGAUGUUAACCCCUACAUCUUGUGCUGUGUGAGGGCCAGGAUGUGUGAGGAAUUCUUCAUCAAACGUCCCUCUGACAACUGUAACAAAUACAGCCCAGUAUCCCCAGCUGCAGCCUCUCCAGUAAUAAGUUACUACCCACUGAGACUAACUGCUACAGUUGGAGAAAUGGUGGACAUCACAGCAAUAGCCCAGGUUUCAGGGAAUGAUUAUGUGAGCCUGAUUUUAUCUGGAUCCAUCAGUGCCAAUGUCACAGAGAGACAAAUAUCAGCCAUUUUGUAUAGAUGGACUCCAAGGAAUACCUCCCCUAAAAGUAUACAGAUCUAUGCUGUGGAUCAGAAUUCCUCUGUAUCGGCCACUGUGACCCCUGACAUCAUUCUUUGUCCAGGCUGUAGUGGGCGGGGCACCUGUCACUUUGAUGAUGUCAUCCCACAGGAACAACCCUCCUUCUUCCUUGUGGACUGUGUCUGUGAAACAGGAUGGACAGGUCCCACCUGUAAUGUGGAUGAGAAUGGCUGUGAUGGUAAUCCAUGUAACACAAGCUCUGACUGCCAGGAUCUGAGCCCGUCUGUCCAGAAGUCCCGAGGACUGACCUAUCAGUGUUCUGCCUGUCCUGGGGGUUACACCCUGUCCAGCUCUCUCAAGUGUGUAGAUAUUGAUGAGUGUACGUUACGUAUCAAUCAGUGCUCUCAGAGGUGUGUGAACACAGAUGGAUCAUUUGUUUGUGCUUGUGAAGCAGGUUAUAGAGUACAUGGUUACCAGUGUUUAGAUGUAGAUGAAUGUAGAGAGGGGACAAGUGGUUGUGAUCAUCAGUGUAUAAACACCCCGGGCUCCUACCACUGUGUCUGUUCUACAGGCUACCAGCUACACACAGACAGACAGACAUGUCUUAAAGCCUCAGUAGAACCUGCUUGUGUUGCUCGACAAUGUCCCCAGGGAUGCAGAAUCAAUAGUAAAGGAGAACCAGAGUGCUUCUGUCAACUUGGUUACAGAACAAAGCCAGACUCAGCAUGUGAAGAUAUCAAUGAGUGUUUAGAUGACCCUUGCCCACACAGCUGUCAGAACACCAAUGGAAGUGUGGAGUGUGGAUGUUACAAUGGAUAUAGGCUUCAGACAGACCACAGGUCAUGUCAAGCUUGUGACCUUGAUCACUGGGGCCCUAACUGUGAGAGGUCAUGUGACUGUACCCAUCAUGCCCUGCACUGUAACAAUGUGAUUGGCUGUGUGUGUAAGCCUGGCUGGUCUGGCAGAUUCUGUGAAGUCAACAUCAAUGAGUGUGAGGACCUGAGCCUGUGUCAGUCACCUGAGGUCUGUACAGACACCUAUGGAGCAUUUACCUGUGGGUGUGAAAAUGGCUACCAGAGGAAUACCAACACAGGACUCUGUGAAUAUUCCAGUGCCUGCAGCUCCUGGGCCCAGUAUGCCUGCCCAAUAGACGAAGUUUGUGUGGACACUACAAACAAUUACAAGUGUGUCUGUGCUGAAGGGUUUAUUAGAGUUAAUAACACUUGUCAAGAUUUGGAUGAAUGUUCUGCAAUGUUACACAAUUGUCAUCAUGAAUGUGUUUUUUAAAAAAUGAAAGCUUCAUGGUGUAGCUGUAAACCUGGG